Nestor notabilis (Kea) is the source of this 696-nucleotide messenger RNA. Its product is annotated as polypeptide N-acetylgalactosaminyltransferase 13. Lineage: Eukaryota; Metazoa; Chordata; Aves; Psittaciformes; Psittacidae. The record is from RefSeq and is a predicted model, not a curated record. The annotation marks the transcript as partial. The transcript has 5 exons. Gene Ontology annotation, cellular component: Golgi apparatus.
AUUUGGCAGUGCGGCGGCUCCCUUGAGAUUGUCACCUGCUCGCAUGUUGGCCACGUUUUCCGAAAGGCAACUCCUUACACCUUCCCUGGCGGCACAGGACACGUCAUUAACAAGAACAACAGGAGACUGGCAGAGGUCUGGAUGGAUGAGUUUAAGGACUUCUUCUAUAUAAUAUCUCCAGGUGUUGUUAAGGUGGAUUAUGGUGAUGUAUCCAUCAGAAAAGCACUGAGAGAAAAUCUGAAGUGUAAACCUUUCUCAUGGUACUUGGAAAACAUCUAUCCUGAUUCCCAGAUUCCACGGCGCUAUUACUCCCUUGGUGAGAUCAGGAAUGUUGAAACCAACCAGUGUUUAGACAACAUGGGCCGCAAGGAAAAUGAAAAAGUGGGCAUUUUCAACUGCCACGGCAUGGGAGGAAAUCAGGUCUUUUCCUACACUGCUGACAAAGAGAUCCGCACGGACGACUUGUGCCUUGAUGUCUCAAGGCUGAAUGGCCCCGUCGUCAUGCUGAAGUGCCACCACAUGAGGGGGAACCAGCUCUGGGAGUACGAUGCUGAGAAGCUCACCCUGAGGCAUGUCAACAGCAACCAGUGUCUGGAUGAGCCGUCAGAGGAGGACAAGAUGGUUCCCACCAUGAGGGAGUGUGGUGACAGCCGUUCCCAGCAGUGGCUGCUGCGCAACAUGACCCUGGGUGCCUGA